GUCACUUAUCUGUCACCGUAUUUAUUUUACUGUUGUUUACAUUGCAAAAUUUAAUAUUUACACAUUGAAUUAUGGAAAUUUAUUUAUCGUUUAGCGACAAAAAUUGGCAAUAAUGAUUUAUUUUUUACUAUAUUUGUACAAAUGAUAGUAAACGUUCAUCAAACCUACAACUGUCAUUAAAACAUUCAAAAUGGGAGACGUCGUAUCUCAAGUUGUUGAAGACCAACAAGUAAAUACCUUACUGACUCAAGAAAUUUGCAAUUUAAGCUACGAAGAUCUUCUAAGCUUAGUCGGAGAGCUAAAUAUUCUCUCACAAAAGUGCCUCGACACCAAAGGUAACCAGCUGAUUUUUGCUGUAAAAAAAGGCUCGGAUUCCACCGUUUUUUGGAAGGCCACCGUUCAAAUAGCGUGUUGUAGGGUGGAUACACAAACGCAGAAAGUUCAGUCGUACAGGCUGCUCAAUUUAGGGCAAUUUUUAAAGGUUUUUAAAACGUUUCAGUGUCAAGUUAUGGCAGCUGAGCAAUGCAGAAAAAGAUUUUACAUGUAUUUCAGUGAUAGCUCUGCCGCUCCAAACCCAGAAGUGUCUUUUUCAACAAUUCUACAAGACACCGUUGAUUCCCCUGUCCCUUCAGAAUCUCCAAACGAAUGUAUAAUUUGUUUUGAGCGGAAGCAAGACAUUACACUGCCCUGUGCUCAUAGUUACUGUACAUUGUGUAUAGAAGAAUGGAACGAGAGCCACGAUACUUGUCCAAUUUGCCGAGAAAGGCUCGAUAGUCCAAGUGAUACGUGGGUUAUCUCGGAAGUUCCCAAAGCAGAGGAAAUCAGUGAUGAAAUAAGGGAUAGUUUGUUGGAACUCAGUGAGGAGAAGAACUCUAUUUGCACCACUUCUUAAAAUUAUCUUUAUAUUUGACUAAUAUUUUUUACUUUAUUGUUAUAUACUAUAUAGUAUUUGCUAGUUUAUUGUUCCUUAAUCUUGUAGUAUUUUUAAGGCUACCCAAACAUUUUACAAAUAUUGACUAAAUAUAAUAUGUUUAUUUAAA
Molecule: messenger RNA, 1040 nt
Organism: Anthonomus grandis grandis
Lineage: Eukaryota; Metazoa; Arthropoda; Insecta; Coleoptera; Curculionidae
Product: RING finger protein 141-like
Exons: 4
Coding region: 191-892 (233 amino acids)
Biological process (GO): protein autoubiquitination
Molecular function (GO): ubiquitin-protein transferase activity
Source: RefSeq, a predicted model, not a curated record